Molecule: messenger RNA, 608 nt
Organism: Impatiens glandulifera
Lineage: Eukaryota; Viridiplantae; Streptophyta; Magnoliopsida; Ericales; Balsaminaceae
Product: cysteine-rich and transmembrane domain-containing protein WIH2-like
Exons: 3
Coding region: 130-405 (91 amino acids)
Cellular component (GO): plasma membrane
Source: RefSeq, a predicted model, not a curated record
AGAUCAAUGAGUGCCCAAAUCCCUAUAUACAAUUUCCCUCUAUCUUCUCCGCUGGUACAAGUUUAUCUGUGAACUAGAAAACUGAAUAAAAGGAGAUCGAUCCAACAGCAGAAUCAUUUUCUGAACAGCAUGAGUUAUUACAAUCAGUCACAACCACCCGUCGGCGUUCCUCCUUCUCAGGGUUAUCCACCUGAAGGAUACCCUAAAGAUGCUUAUCCACCGCCGGGAUAUCCUCCUCAGGGCUACCCUCAGCAAGCACAAGGAUACCCUCCUCAGGGUGGUUAUCCUCCCCAGUAUCCUCCGCAAUACGGUGCUCCUCCGCCUCAACAGAACAGCAACGCCGGUUGUCUUGAAGGCUGUAUGGCGGCAUUGUGCUGUUGCUGUCUCUUGGAUGCUUGCUUCUGAUAAUCUAUCUGAAUCCAUUGAAGCAGCGAGCAAGUUCUAUUGAUUUAAACAAUCAAAGCUCAGUGAUCUUUUUAUAUUCAUAUGCGUUUUAUUUAGUGUUCUGUCAUCUUAGAUUGAUUGAGACAUUACUUGACUGGAUUUGACUUAGACUUGACUUUACAAUUUGGAAUUCUAUUGUUUAAUGCAUGUUUGUUUUACUUCCA